Molecule: messenger RNA, 4150 nt
Organism: Salvelinus fontinalis (brook trout)
Lineage: Eukaryota; Metazoa; Chordata; Actinopteri; Salmoniformes; Salmonidae
Exons: 2
Coding region: 990-2906 (638 amino acids)
Cellular component (GO): cytoplasm; cornified envelope
Source: RefSeq, a predicted model, not a curated record
AGGGUCCAGGUACACACACCUGGUCUCUCUGUAUGUUACAGGGUCCAGGUACACACACCUGGUCUCUCUGUAUGUUACAGGGUCCAGGUACACACACCUGGUCUCUCUGUAUGGUACAGGGUCCAGUAACACACCUGGUCUCUCUGUAUGUUACAGGGUCCAGGUACACACACCUGGUCUCUCUGUAUGUUACAGGGUCCAGGUACACACACCUGGUCUCUCUGUAUGUUACAGGGUCCAGGUACACACACCUGGUCUCUCUGUAUGGUACAGGGUCCAGUAACACACCUGGUCUCUCUGUAUGUUACAGGGUCCAGGUACACACACCUGGUCUCUCUGUAUGUUACAGGGUCCAGGUACACACACCUGGUCUCUCUGUAUGUUACAGGGUCCAGGUACACACACCUGGUCUCUCUGUAUGGUACAGGGUCCAGUAACACACCUGGUCUCUCUGUAUGGUACAGGGUCCAGGUACACACACCUGGUCUCUCUGUAUGUUACAGGGUCCAGGUACACACACCUGGUCUCUCUGUAUGGUACAGGGUCCAGUAACACACCUGGUCUCUCUGUAUGGUACAGGGUCCAGGUACACACACCUGGUCUCUCUGUAUGUUACAGGGUCCAGGUACACACACCUGGUCUCUCUGUAUGGUACAGGGUCCAGUAACACACCUGGUCUCUCUGUAUGUUACAGGGUCCAGGUACACACACCUGGUCUCUCUGUAUGUUACAGGGUCCAGUAACACACCUGGUCUCUCUGUAUGUUACAGGGUCCAGGUACACACACCUGGUCUCUCUGUACGGUACAGGGUCCAGUAACACACCUGGUCUCUCUGUACGGUACAGGGUCCAGUAACACACCUGGUCUCUCUGUACGGUACAGGGUCCAGGUACACACACCUGGUCUCUCUGUACGGUACAGGGUCCAGGUACACACACCUGGUCUCUCUGUAUGGUACAGGGUCCAGUAACACACCUGGUCUCUCUGUAUGUUACAGGGUCCAGUAACAUCCUGGUCUCUCUGUAUGUUACAGGGUCCAGGUACACACACCUGGUCUCUCUGUAUGGUACAGGGUCCAGGUACACACACCUGGUCUCUCUGUAUGUUACAGGGUCCAGUAACAUCCUGGUCUCUCUGUAUGGUACAGGGUCCAGGUACACACACCUGGUCUCUCUGUAUGGUACAGGGUCCAGGUACACACACCUGGUCUCUCUGUAUGUUACAGGGUCCAGUAACAUCCUGGUCUCUCUGUAUGUUACAGGGUCCAGGUACACACACCUGGUCUCUCUGUACGGUACAGGGUCCAGUAACAUCCUGGUCUCUCUGUAUGUUACAGGGUCCAGGUACACACACCUGGUCUCUCUGUAUGGUACAGGGUCCAGGUACACACACCUGGUCUCUCUGUAUGUUACAGGGUCCAGUAACAUCCUGGUCUCUCUGUAUGGUACAGGGUCCAGGUACACACACCUGGUCUCUCUGUAUGGUACAGGGUCCAGGUACACACACCUGGUCUCUCUGUAUGUUACAGGGUCCAGUAACAUCCUGGUCUCUCUGUAUGUUACAGGGUCCAGUAACAUCCUGGUCUCUCUGUAUGUUACAGGGUCCAGUAACCCCCCUGGUCUCUCUGUAUGGUACAGGGUCCAGUAACAUCCUGGUCUCUCUGUAUGGUACAGGGUCCAGUAACAUCCUGGUCUCUCUGUAUGGUACAGGGUCCAGUAACAUCCUGGUCUCUCUGUAUGUUACAGGGUCCAGUAACAUCCUGGUCUCUCUGUAUGUUACAGGGUCCAGUAACAUCCUGGUCUCUCUGUAUGUUACAGGGUCCAGUAACAUCCUGGUCUCUCUGUAUGGUACAGGGUCCAGUAAUCCCCUGGUCUCUCUGUAUGUUACAGGGUCCAGUAACAUCCUGGUCUCUCUGUAUGUUACAGGGUCCAGUAACAUCCUGGUCUCUCUGUAUGUUACAGGGUCCAGUAACAUCCUAGUCUCUCUGUAUGUUACAGGGUCCAGUAACAUCCUGGUCUCUCUGUAUGUUACAGGGUCCAGUAACAUCCUGGUCUCUCUGUAUGUUACAGGGUCCAGUAACAUCCUGGUCUCUCUGUAUGUUACAGGGUCCAGUAACAUCCUGGUCUCUCUGUAUGUUACAGGGUCCAGUAACAUCCUGGUCUCUCUGUAUGUUACAGGGUCCAGUAACAUCCUGGUCUCUCUGUAUGUUACAGGGUCCAGUAACAUCCUGGUCUCUCUGUAUGUUACAGGGUCCAGUAACAUCCUGGUCUCUCUGUAUGUUACAGGGUCCAGUAACAUCCCGGUCUCUCUGUAUGUUACAGGGUCCAGUAACAUCCCGGUCUCUCUGUAUGUUACAGGGUCCAGUAACAUCCCGGUCUCUCUGUAUGUUACAGGGUCCAGUAACACCCUGGUCUCUCUGUAUGUUACAGGGUCCAGUAACAUCCUGGUCUCUCUGUAUGUUACAGGGUUCACUAACAUCCUGGUCUCUCUGUAUGUUACAGGGUCCAGUAACAUCCUGGUCUCUCUGUAUGUUACAGGGUCCAGUAACAUCCUGGUCUCUCUGUAUGUUACAGGGUCCAGUAACAUCCUGGUCUCUCUGUAUGUUACAGGGUCCAGUAACAUCCUGGUCUCUCUGUAUGUUACAGGGUCCAGUAACAUCCUGGUCUCUCUGUAUGUUACAGGGUCCAGUAACCCCCUGGUCUCUCUGUAUGUUACAGGGUCCAGUAACAUCCUGGUCUCUCUGUAUGUUACAGGGUCCAGUAACAUCCUGGUCUCUCUGUAUGUUACAGGGUCCAGUAACAUCCUGGUCUCUCUGUAUGUUACAGGGUCCAGUAACAUCCUGGUCUCUCUGUAUGUUACAGGGUCCAGUAACAUCCUGGUCUCUGUAUGUUACAGGGUCCAGUAACAUCCUGGUCUCUCUGUAUGUUACAGGGUCCAGUAACAUCCUGGUCUCUCUGUAUGUUACAGGGUCGAGUAACAUCCUGGUCUCUCUGUAUGUUACAGGGUCGAGUAACAUCCUGGUCUCUCUGUAUGUUACAGGGUCCAGUAACACCCUGGUCUCUCUGUAUGUUACAGGGUCCAGUAACACCCUGGUCUCUCUGUAUGUUACAGGGUCCAGUAACAUCCUGGUCUCUCUGUAUGUUACAGGGUCCAGUAACAUCCUGGUCUCUCUGUAUGUUACAGGGUCCAGUAACAUCCUGGUCUCUCUGUAUGUUACAGGGUCCAGUAACAUCCUGGUCUCUCUGUAUGUUACAGGGUCCAGUAACAUUCUGGUCUCUCUGUAUGUUACAGGGUCCAGUAACAUUCUGGUCUCUCUGUAUGUUACAGGGUCCAGUAACAUCCCGGUCUCUCUGUAUGUUACAGGGUCCAGCAACAUCCCGGUCUCUCUGUAUGUUACAGGGUCCAGCAACAUCCCGGUCUCUCUGUAUGUUACAGGGUCCAGCAACAUCCCGGUCUCUCUGUAUGUUACAGGGUCCAGCAACCCCCUGGUCUCUCUGUAUGUUACAGGGUCCAGUAACAUCCUGGUCUCUCUGUAUGUUACAGGGUCCAGUAACAUCCUGGUCUCUCUGUAUGUUACAGGGUCCAGUAACAUCCCGGUCUCUCUGUAUGUUACAGGGUUCACUAACAUCCCGGUCUCUCUGUAUGUUACAGGGUCCAGUAACAUCCCGGUCUCUCUGUAUGUUACAGGGUCCAGUAACAUCCCGGUCUCUCUCUAUGUUACAGGGUCCAGUAACAUCCCGGUCUCUCUGUAUGUUACAGGGUCCAGUAACAUACUGGUCUCUCUGUAUGUUACAGGGUCCAGUAACAUCCUGGUCUCUCUGUAUGUUACAGGGUCCAGUAACAUCCUGGUCUCUCUGUAUGUUACAGGGUCCAGUAACAUCCUGGUCUCUCUGUAUGUUACAGGGUCCAGUAACAUCCUAGUCUCUCUGUAUGUUACAGGGUCCAGUAACAUCCUGGUCUCUCUGUAUGGUACAGGGUCCAGUAACAUCCUGGUCUCUCUGUAUGUUACAGGGUCCAGUAACAUCCUAGUCUCUCUGUAUGUUACAGGGUCCAGUAACCCCCUGGUCUCUCUGUAUGUUACAGGGUCCAGUAACAUCCGGGUCUCUCUGUAUGUUACAGGGUCCAGUAACAUCCUGGUCUCUCUGUAUG